Myzus persicae (green peach aphid) is the source of this 3174-nucleotide messenger RNA. Its product is annotated as bifunctional lycopene cyclase/phytoene synthase-like. Gene Ontology annotation, molecular function: intramolecular lyase activity. Lineage: Eukaryota; Metazoa; Arthropoda; Insecta; Hemiptera; Aphididae. Gene Ontology annotation, biological process: biosynthetic process. The transcript is spliced from 3 exons. The coding region runs from base 1 to 1797 and encodes 598 amino acids. The record is from RefSeq and is a predicted model, not a curated record.
AUGUUGACCUACAUGGACAUGCAUUUAAAAUGCACACUUCCAGUUAUCGGCGUAUUGGCUUUGAUCACCCGGCCGUUUAUGUGUCGCAUGGAGGCUGCCAAGAUCGCGUUCAUAAGCAUCGUAGCACUACUCUACACGUCGCUGUGUUACAACUACAGUAUUCUCAACGGAGCUCGGACGUAUUCGCCCGAACAAAUUUCUGCCUCCAUAGGAAAUGUGCCCGUCGAAGAGUACAUGUCCGUUGUUCUGCAAGUCGUUCUGGUGUCGCUAUGGGCCUACCUCUGCGUCCGGUGGAAGACCCCGUGCAUGAACUUCAACCAUGACAAAGAGAGUUACCAUACAAUCCGUUGGAUGCCCAUCAUAUUCCUCAGCCUCACAACGGCCAUUGGUUACGGUAUGGCCGUCCCGGGACGAGAAACGUUUUAUCUGGGAAGCAUAAUGUGUUGGGCUUCGCCCGUGAUAAUGCUCAUGUGGUACGGUGCCGGAAACUAUUUCAUGAAGCAUCUUAUACCGUCGUCUUUCGCGAUCGUCGUGCCGACUUUGUACCUGUUGUGGAUCAAUCGGUUGGCCCUGAAGGAGAACGUAUGGCAUUUAAAUGAAUCGACCAGUCUAAACUUAUUCAUAGCCAACGGUGUGCCAUUAGAAGAAGCACUGUUUACCUUUAUAACGACCGCGAUGGUAGUCUUGGCAGGAGCUUGUUACGACAAAGCGUAUGGUAUGAUCGUAACGUUUUCAUUGUUAUACCCACAUCAGUUCAGUAUUAGUUGGAACUUCAUUACUCAGAUGUUUAAGGCAUUCGUGACAUCGGAGUAUACAAUGCCGUCUAUUGUAACGGAGGACUUGAAAUAUUGUAUUCAAUUAUUAGAUUCGUCGAAUUUAUUCGGCACUUCUAAUUAUUUAUUCCAUACCGCAAUUCGUUUGGAUUUCUUAAUUAUAUAUGGAUUUACUCGUAUUACGGAUAACAUGAUCGAUGAUGAAUCAGAUUUCGAAAACAAAAAAGUUAAAUUGACACUCUGUCACAAAUUUCUCAACGAAGUUUUCGCUGACAGAAAAUCAGGUUUUGAAGUUCAUUCCAAACCGCAUGAAAUAAUCAUUGAUUGGAAACAAUACGAGUCCGAGUUGACAAAAGAAGAAUUGGCAAUUUUUCGUGCAUUCUCGAGAAUAGUAUUUCUUUUGCCUCGUAGGCCAUUUGAAGAGUUACUUGAAGGAUUUCAAUUGGAUCUCAAUGGUACAUUGUACAAAAAUGAAAACGAUUUACUGGUAUAUUUCACACUUGUGGCCGGAAGUUUCGGCGCAAUGUGUGUUUAUAUAAUCAUGUAUAGAUACAAUAUUGACAAGUACGAAUUUGUUGAAAAGGAUGAUUACUUAAUUAAAAAAUCAUACCAAAUAGGAAACGGAUUACAAUUUGUGAACAUUGCCCGGGAUCUAGUUCGUGACAGUGAAUCAUGGGGUAGAUGCUAUUUUCCUACUGAAUGUAUGGAUGACGAAAAAGAAGAUAUUAAGGUAUUGUGUGAGGAAAAGAAUCCAAGGUCCAUGGGAGAUAAAAAAUUGCAAAGAUACGCCCAAAUGAUGAUACAGUUGGCAGACAAACACCAAUUUGACUCAAUUGAUGCUAUUAAACGUCUGCCACUAGAAAUACGAGGUUCAAUUCUGGCGUCUACUGAGAUUUACCGAGGGCUUAUUAAUGCCAUCCAAUCUAGUCCAACUUUCCCUAACAAAGCAAAAUUAACAUCAUAUUAUAAGUUAAAGAUAUUAUUUAAGACAUUGUACAUUACGAGUAUGAAAUACGUCUUAUAAGUCUCUAUUUAAUAAUAUACAUAGUUGGACUCUACUGUCAUAAUUAAUGUAGCUCAAAUAGGAAAAUAUAUAAUUUAUAUCAAUUACACGGAUCGUUAAUUACAUUCUAUCUUUGUGCAUUUAUCUAUAUUUAUUAUUGUAUUAUUCUCUGAUCCAACAAAGAUUUUUGAUAUAUUUAGGUAUAUGUAUUUGUUAUUGAAUUUUAAUAAAAUGAAUUAAAGUGCAUACCUAUUUAAAGAUGCGAUGUCUAUUAUUUCAGCUCAUAAUAAUAUAUACCUAAUGUGCACUGUUACAGAAUAAUUAAUCGUUCAGAAAAUAUCCAUUUAUAAAAUUAAUUAAUGACAACCUUUGAAAAUCAAUUAAAAUAUAGAUAAUGACUGUCACGUGUGCAUUGAAUACUAAUCAACGACUGCCAUAGUAUCAUAUGUUUGAUUCCUCAAGCCUGUUACUCAAGUCUAGACUGAUCGGUAAUUUGACAAGAUAAGUUUGCAAUGUAAAAGAGGUAGUCCGUUUGAAAAAAAUUGAAAAACCUUCGUUUGUGUGCCACAAAUAGGUACCAACUCGUGACGUUGUAGAGCAGCUCCAAUCUUCAACUGUGAGGGUGGUUUAUGGUAGCAAAUUAUUGGCAAACUAUUAUGGCACUUUGAGUUACAGAUUUUUGGAUUAUCAUGACAGGCACAUUUAUUAGUCUUAAAUUUCAUUUUUUUUAAAUCUCUGUGGACCAGUCAUACUAAUAAAUGUUUCUAACCUAAUAACCGCUGUUUCCCGAAAAGUGAUCCCUUUAUGUCCCUCAUGUGCUUAUUUCAAAAUAUAUUUGAGUUUAAAAAAAUGAUGUGUGACGUGCAAAUCAUUAAAAUAAUAACAAAUUUUAUAAUACGUACAAUUGGAUAAAUAAAGGCGAGCACACGGUGUGAGUAAGUCAAGCUCAGACCAUCUCAUUGAAAAUUAUAAUAGUAUAAAAGGUGAAUAAAUUGUUCAUCAAACUGACUUGGGAUAAAAGUCAUGGCCUAUGAUAGUUAUGACAAUUGACAUAAUUUCCAGGCAACGUUUAUAAAACCACAAACAUACUAUAAAGCAAUAUUAUAUUGUAAAAACCUAUAUAUUUUAGUCAUUGACUAACAAUUCAUGCCAUUUCAAAAAUGUAUGUCUUAAAUUAUGGUCACUAUCUAUUUAACAGUGUGCACUGUAUAGUAAAUUAAAUUAUGAAAAUGUAAUGACUUUAUGUGUUUAUAAUAAAUUAUAUUGUCUUAUCUGUAUGGAGUCAUAUUUGUUGACUUAUGGGAAAGAUUCUUGAAAGUUCAACAGUUUUCUCUUAAUUUUUAAAGUAUUUGUGUGUAUAAGUUAGAACAAAUAUUAUUAAUAAUAUUCAUUAUUUAU